Messenger RNA from Aphanomyces invadans, 3960 nucleotides. RefSeq lists its product as hypothetical. Gene Ontology annotation, molecular function: ubiquitin-protein transferase activity. The coding region runs from base 34 to 3876 and encodes 1280 amino acids. The transcript has 8 exons. NCBI's taxonomy places the organism in Eukaryota, Oomycota, Saprolegniomycetes, Saprolegniales, Verrucalvaceae. The record is from RefSeq and is a predicted model, not a curated record. Gene Ontology annotation, biological process: proteasome-mediated ubiquitin-dependent protein catabolic process; protein polyubiquitination; positive regulation of protein catabolic process.
UAACCGUUCAAGUCACUUUCAAGCGCACGGAGGAUGGCGACACCAAGUCGCGAGAAAGCGGCGCGCAACAUUAUCAAACAGCGCAACAACAACACACUCAAAGCCAACAAUCGCGACGCACUCAUAAAGCAGAGAGAAUGUGGUUGGAACGACCACUUUUUGACCCCGAUCGAUCGCAGCAGCACGCAGGUGCACGAGGUUUCAUCAAAAGUUCAUGACGCAGCGGCUCGCUCUGGAGAUUUACUCGGGCGUGGGCAUCGAUGCAAUCCUCGAGGGGGGCAUGCGAAUAACAAAGUCAAGAACCAACGGCCACGAAAAACACCACCUAACGGAAAGUUAGAGCCUAUUCGACCACCGCAACCAGAGCGCGAGGUUGAACGCGAGGACUCCCAUCUUCGACGGCGAGCAGUAGCAUCGAUCGAAUACCGUGAGGAGAUUAUCAAGCAAUUGUGUGAUUUCAUUGCAUGCAUACCAAUCAAGGCCCAGAACCAGCCCAAGGGCCACGGAGCAAAGCCCGUCCACAGCUUACCUUCGAAUUUGAAGCCCAAAGAUAUCACGAACAUCAUCAAACAAAUCUCGACAGAACUCCAAGUCGCAGGUAUUCGAUGUGUCGAAGCCAUUGUCGCCUGGAUGCUGCAUCAUGGGAAAGCAUCCGACACCCCCCCGGUCUUCGACUGGAAGGGUGACAACUAUUUCGUGCACAUGUACUCGGACUUGGACUUUCUUGUCGACGAACUCAAAGCCCGUGGCGUCCCUGCGCCCCCGGAAUUUACGAAGUCCAACCCGCUAUUGAUGAAUUCGAAUCAACGAUUGGGGCGAGUGUGUGCCGCCCAAUCCAUCAUUCUCGAGAUGGUGGAAAUGACCAAGGUGAAUCGUCCGAUUUCGACAAACCGAAGUAAAGCAUCGAGAUCAGUCCGCGAAGAGUCGCCUCGGGUUCCAUCCGUACCCAACAAGAAGGCAUUGGGCGAAGGCGGCGAGUUUGACAGCUUUAGUACGAAAGAUCAAUUUGGCGAGGAGGAAGCUCCACACACGCCGCCUGCACGAAAUGUCGGCGGAGAGAGCGCGUUGGACCUCGUUCAUCACUCGAAGUCCAUCUCCCGAAUGUAUUGUGGCGACGAAGAAAUGCGUGAAGGUUAUAUCAACUCUGUUUCUCUAUCUACCGAAGAGAUCCAUCGUGUACGAGCGGUAAAAAAUGACACCCUUGAAGCCGAUCAAGCACCUGCAGAUGGCAAAAUCAACUCCAACUUUGCGCUGGAUGCACCCUACCACGAAGCGAGAGCACACGAUUUAAACCUUCAGCCCGACUCGUCCUACCAAGACGACACGAGCAACGACUUUCAGGAGUAUACUGGGAAUCCAACGAGUCAAGACAUAAUACUUGUGCAAGGUGGUGUCGAAGAAAUCCUGAACGAAAUCGACCAAAACGACAUCGACCACAGUGAAAACGAUCAACGCCACGGGGCUAUGGGCAAUCCACCUGCAAGGGCAAGUUCAUUUGAACCAUGGGACGCACGGAGAGAUGAAAAUUCCGUAUCUGAGCUCCAUGUCGUGACGUGGCAAGACGAAUUGGCAAAAGCACAAGUCCCUGCCACCAACAUUGCUGCGUUGUGUUCGUGUUUGGACCCAGAUUGUUGGAAUAUGGUGUCCGUGCUUCAAGCGUUGCGCACCAUCCGUUCGUGCUUUGCGACAAAUGCGAUCGGAAUCAUUUGCCAAGUCGAAGUGAACUUGCGAAUUGUCUCGAACAGCGUCGUUGAGUGUGUGGACGCAGCGAUCGGCCCUGUUUUGACUUCGUUGCGUCGUUUUGUGGACAAUCAACCCAAUGCCGCAGCAGAAAUCGACAUCGACGACAUCUUGGACGCGCUACAAUCUGCCGUGUCACACCCAGCACCGAACGAGCUCAUCGCUGUUGCACUCGAAGUCGGGCAAUAUCUUUGCGCGACGACACCAACAAUGUUUGCGCGGGUAUUGUCGCCAAAGGCAUGCGAAAUGUUCCAUUUCUUGUACCCAUUUAUCAUGACUGCCCCGCGCAAAUCAAUAUCAAAUUCUUGCCGCCAAGUCGUCGACUCUGUGGCAUCCAUUGCGAAUUUCGAGACGCAUCCGUUCUUCCUCGAUUACAUUGGAAAGGGGAUGGUUCUCCUGGCCAGCGCCGCUUCCAAUCCUGCUACGAACACCAGCAAUUUGGCCAAAUUGUCCAUCGUGUGUGAUCGAGCUGACCCAGUGACCAGCAGCAUGAAGCACGUUGACUAUGCGAAUGGUUGGUCCGGCCUGUUUGAAUUGUACCCAUUCUUUUCGUGCGUGUAUGGCGAGAAAAUUGUCAACCAAACUCGAGUUGAGGCGGGGGAAGGGAGAGGACCCUUGAAAGAAUGGUUCAGCCUCCUCUCUCGCGACUUUUCCACCACGUGGACGCGAUCGAAUGCACCAGUCACCUCUGAUCUCAACCUGAAAAUUUGCAAUCGCACAGUCUCUGCUCCAAUGUUGGUCCAUGCGUGCGGAGUGGCACCGAGUCAUCGCUUGGACGUACAGCCGUCGGACGGAGGCCCACUCUCGUGUCGAGUGAUUCGGGUGCUGGACAACGAUUCCGUCCUUGUCGACCAAGUUCUCUCGACCACGGACAUGUUUGUCGACUGUGCCAACUACACGUGGUACACGCCCCACGUCCCGCUCUUGGUGUACAUCCAAGAGUCCGAGACCUACUUCUUGAACGAGAUGACCGAUCGUGCGAUGGUCAAGCAUCUCGAAUGCUACGGCUGGCUCCUCGCCAUGGCGAUAUACCAUCAAACAACGCUCGAAUGCAGGGUCAAUGUUGUGUUGUUUGAGCUAUUGCUUGGUGCAGACCUAACGAUCGACAAGAUCGAGAUGCUGGACAAGUCAUUGUACAAUUCUUGGAUGCAGCUGAGCGUCCUCGACAACUUCCAGUCGUUUCUCGAGGUCGAAGAACUGCCACCGACCAUGACUCCAACCGAGUACAUCGCCCACGCCCUCAAAGAAAAAUCGACCAAACUUAUGUGGCAAGUGGACGCGAUCAAGUGUGGCUUGGCUCGACUCAUUCCUGUCUCUGCAUUACACAAAUGCAUGAUGUCGCCUCAAGACUUUCAACGGCUUGUGUAUGGCGAUCCACCGGCAGAGAGCCUCAGCCUGCGUUCGACUUUUGUUGUGUCCAUGGAUAAAGAGCUCGAAGACAACAAGUGCUUCCACGAUGCGUUCUGGGAAGUCAUUGACGGCAUGGCUUCAACCGAUCAACGCAAGUUUGUCAAGUUUGUCACGGGAAUCGACAAACUACCUAGCCCAGGCACCGAGUUUCUGCGCAUCGAAGUCCCGUUCACAGCAAUUGGCAACUCGGAGCGCCAGAAGCAACUCCUCCUACUUCCGCAAUCUCACACGUGCGACAACAUUUUGGAAUUGCCAAAUUAUUGGGCUGCGCUGCGAGCAGCUCGCAAUGGGACCGAUCCACCAUACGAAGAGCUCGUGGCGCUACUCCGUCAAAAGUUGCUCUAUGCCAUCGAAAAUGGAAGCGACUAUGGACUUGACGCCACUGGAUCCUUUGGUGACCUUGGCCGAGCGAUGCCUGAAUCAAACGAGACCCGCGAAGCAUCCACUGAUUCGUUACAAUUGCCAUCGCUUCUGGAUGACGCACCAGAAAUUCCCGAAUUGUCAGCUGGGCUAACGACAACCGAGGACAACAUCGAAGGUCCGGCAGAUAUGCCCGUAAAAUUGCCAACCAACGCGACGACCAUCGAGUUCGAUGCCAAAGCCCCUUCGUUUCACGAUGCUAGCAUGUUGGCAAAAGUGGCACUGUCGACGACGGACGAUAUCCCUGCGACCGAACAGCACGACGAUGAUGAGUAUAGUUUCGACGACUUUGAAGAGCCAGCCUAAAGCAUUGAAUGGACCGCUUCGUGCGCUUCCCUGUCGUUGUUCGAUCAGGACAACGUCUGCUGUAGGAAAUCCAGCCAUUGCAAG